AUGAUUUCGCGCAUGUCGGUGAGAACACACACCCAGUCGGAAGCGCUAACGAAGCAGGACUCAGUGAACAUGCUAAAGAAUAUAAUAAAACUGGGGAUCAGUUUAGUCACUUAUUUGAGAAAUUUAUUUGAAGAAAGUGCGUAUGAGGAAGUACACAUACAAGAAUUAAAAUUAAAGAGACUUCUACCCAUCAAUAGAGAAGCACAUAUGAUAAUUAAUUGGCUUGAAAAAGGAGUAUUCGAGGCUAUAGAGAAGGAAUACUUACGGAUCCUUAUUUUAGACAUAAAUGACAUAUACGAUAACUCCAUCGAAUGUUAUAAGUUCAGUUUUUCGUACAAUUCUGCUAGGGGUAGCAAAAUUGGGAUCACAUUGGAGACGUCCCAAAAUAAGCCCAACGAUGCAUGCACAGAUAGCCAAUUGGAAGAAAAAAAAAAAAAUUUGAACCUCAACAGGUUGAAAGAUAUAAAGGACAGAUUACUAAAUAGGAACAAGACAAAAAAUGAAAACGCAUUAUGCUUUAAAAAAGACGCAAAGCAGAAGACCUAUGAAUUGUUAAGAUCGUUAGUAUUACUCACACAGACGUUAAAUCCUUUACCUGAGCGAACUUACCUCUCGAUGAAGCUUCUUUACUAUGAUGAAGUCGUUCCGUACAAUUACCAGCCCCCCUACUUUAGAAACCCAGACAACAAGGAUCUACUAAAAUUUGUUAAUCUGCCGAAUGAGGACUAUAUUGGAAAGGUUGAAACGGGUCAUCACUACCUUUCCAUUGUUGUUAAUUCUACAAGCGCCAGUAAUGAAGAACAGAUAGAUUCCUACAACGGCAACGAGAUGCAUAAUCAGACCAUGUGCAAUACGAACAGCCAUCCGUACGGUAAAAUGACAGACGGCAAUUACUACCAAUAUGAUGGAGAAGGGGCACAUCCAAGGAGAGCUAAAAAUGAGGACAAUUUUGACGACAGUUUUCAUGCUAAUUAUCACUAUGACCAGGAUGUUGAUCUUAGUAAGUACACAGAUGGUCUCAAUGAAGACCGAUACAAACAAGCAAAGUACGAAGAAGAUAGACGAGCCUUCCUGAAGAAGCGACUACUGAAAAGCAGAAACAGAGGGAAGAAUGGGAAGCACUACACCGGCAUCGAUGGGGAUAAUAUUGCAGACGAUGACACAAGUGAUCAUGACAAUGAUGAUGACAAUGAUGAGGAAUACGUAGAGGGGCAUAAUGCCAUGAUCCGACGUGGUGGUAAUAAUCGGCAUGGGGGUAAUUUUAACCGACUGGAGACGCGCUAUGCGGAAGAACGAGACUCGGACUAUGGUUACUAUGAUGAAUAUGAGGAGGAAGACACAGAGGAAGAAGACGACACGGAAGAUGACGAAACGGACGACGAUGAAUAUGACUAUGAUGAUGAUAGUGAUAGUGAUUAUGAUGACGAUGAUGACGACGAUUCCGAUGUUGUAUACGAGUACGACGAGGAAUAUUCCAGUCUGAGUGAUGAACGGUCACGCAAACGAAGAAGAAGAAGGAGUUGCAGAAAAAGGGGAACAAAAAGGAAAAGAUCCUUAUCACUAUCUUCAUCGGAUAGCAGACUGAAUGAAGAUAUAUCAGCGUCGCUAGUCAGAGUUAUUAAAUGCACUAAUGACGAGGACUAUAGUAGUAACUCGGAUAGUAACGAACGGUAUAUCAAGAUAGGCCAAAUUCUCUCCCAGACGAGCAAAGAUCCAGAUAAUCAGGAUUGUGUGAAUGUAGAGAAGAGACAAAUAGAAGACGAUAGGAAGAAGAAAAAUAAAUACUCCCUUAAUAAUAAAAGCGAACUUGGAAAUUGCUACUAUAGUAGUAACCCCUACAGGAGGAACGUCGACAAAAUGGCUACCCGGCUGUAUGAUAAUUCCUAUGCCAGUAAUGCCCCAUAUAGAAACAUAAAUGGAAAAACUCCCAACGAAAUGUACAAGCCGUACGGAAUUCAAAAUAAUUCCAAGGGUAAUAACAGCCGUUUGUUCUCUUCCUACGCGAUGGACGAUGCGAAUGCAUACCUUGACAAAGCUAAAGACAGGAACCACUACGAAAAUAGGAAAAACUACACCAAAACGUAUAAGAAUAACUCCCUCACGAAAAUGAAAAAGAAAAAAAAAAAAAAAGAAAAAUUAACCUACAAAAAUUUAAAAAACAAAAAACCUAUGCGCACAUCAUUGAUGGUUAAAUAUAAAAAGAAGAUUCUUCACAGAAUAAGAACAUACAUCGUUAGAUAUAAAAUUCUGAGCAAAAUAAAAAUCAGGCAGAAGUUCCCCAGUGUGUCCAACUACGAUAUUGACAAAGUUUUGCAUAAGCUGGUUAGCGAAAAUAUCAUUCGCAGGAGCGGAUACAAGUUUUAUAAGUUCGUUGAAGAUAAGAAGGAUAAGAAGAAGGAGGUCUUGGAGAAGAAGCGCGACCGGGAGGCAGUUCCCGCGCAGGCGGAGCAGAUGCAACAAGUCGAACAAAUCGAAAAAAUCGAACAGAUGGAACAGACGGACCAAAAGGUCAAAGAGGAAAUUCGCAAAGAGGACGACUCAGUUGUAGAUCCGGUUGUUGACCCGGUUGUAAAACCGACUGUAGACCCCAUUGUUGAGCCUACUGUAGAACCUACUGUAGAACCUACUGUAGAACCAACUGCAGAACCAACUGUAGACCCGGUUGAUCAACCAUCCAAUGACCCACCUCACGACCUCCCCUCCGAGCAGCAGCCAAACGCAGAUGCGAAUUUGAUCGACGCGUCCAAAGAGGAUAGCGUGAAAAAUUCAGAGACCGAAAAGAGUUAUGAAAAUAGCCUGCUGAACAACAUUUCCGACCCACCCGAAAGUCAAGAACCCAAGAUCGAGCAGAUAGAAAAAGUGGAUGAAAACAACAUGAACCAAAUUAACAACGACAUCGAAAAGUUGUACAACGAUGUGUACAACUUGUGCAUUAAGACGAAAUAUGUGAAUAAAGAAAUUGUUACAAGGGGACUUAACAUUUAUCCUUUGCUCGCCAAGCCGUUAAUAGAUAGACUCUUACGAGAGGGAGUUUUAAAAAAAAAAAUGGUGAAAAAUAAGGGGUACGAAAGUAACAUCUUUGUCCCUAUUGAAAGUUCCUAUAUUGCUAAUAACAGGGUGGACGAAGCGAGCGUCAAAUCCGAUGCCCCUGCAGAGAAUUGCGCCCCUGUGAAGAAUAACGCGGAAGAGGAGAAAAAUUGA
This is a messenger RNA of Plasmodium coatneyi, 3201 nucleotides long. RefSeq lists its product as uncharacterized. The transcript has a single exon. Lineage: Eukaryota; Apicomplexa; Aconoidasida; Haemosporida; Plasmodiidae. Bases 1 to 3201 code for a protein of 1066 amino acids. The record is from RefSeq and is a predicted model, not a curated record.